CUAGAUGGCAGUACCCACGCAUGCGCAACGGUGCAGUGCGGCGGAGGCGUCGGCCGCAAUAUGGCGGAAGCGCUGUGGCGGUUGCAACGGGGCCGCACGCGACUCUUGACAGCCGUCGGCGACGAUGUCCACGGAACUUACAUCGCUAAUAUUGCACCGGGACUAUUACUUGAUGGUUGCAUCGUGAAUGGAGGCCGCACACCAAGCUACGCUGCCAUUCUGGAUUCCAAAGGAGAGUGCCUCCUCGGGCUGGGCGAUAUGGAGCUACACAACCACAUCACUAUCGACCUAGUAAAUAAGCAUAUCGAAGUUUUAAAAGAUGCUCCACUCGUGGUUAUCGAUGGAAAUCCUCCUCAGGAAACAAUUAACCACGUGUUAAAACUGUGUCACGAGCUACAAAAGCCAGUUUUCUUCGAGCCGACAGACCGCAGAAAAGCAAUAAAAGCCAUUAAUGAAGAAUCUACUGUCACCUUUACUUCACCAAACUUAAAAGAAUUAAGGGCAAUGGCUUACUAUCUUGAACCUCAUAAGAAAAUAAAAAAAACGAAUGAUUUAAAUGAAAUUUCCGCAUUAUCGAGAAUAGUUUCAGACUAUUUUAAAUGUCUUAUUGUUACUAUGGGUUCGAAGGGUGUAGUAAUUGUGAAUAAUUUGACUAACGAUAGUGAAAAUAUUUCUUUUUAUCAAGUCAAUGUACUAGACAACGUUGAGAAUGUGUCCGGAGCUGGAGAUUGUUUUGCAAGUGGAUUUAUUAAUGGAAUUCUUCUAGGGUAUACACAAUCACAGUGCAUUAAUUUAGGUCUCGAGACUGCGAAACAAGCAUUACUAAGUAAAAAUACCGUUCCAUUUGAUCUGCACACAAUUAAACUGAAAUAGACUAGGAGUUAUCCUGGGUAUUAUUAAAUUAGUCUAUACUUUACUUCUGAUACGAGUCAUUCGACGUAAAUAGGUAUAUAUAACAUUUGCUUCGAGCUUCGCCCACGUGAAAGUAUUCCGAAAUAAAAGUCCCGCUAUAUAUUUUCCCGGGAUAAAAAAUUACCCCAUGUCUUUCCCAGAGUCUCAAACUAUUUCCAUAUCAAAUUUCAUCGAAAUUCGUUCGGUAUUUCUUGAGUUUAUCGCGUUCAGACAAGCAGACAGAUGCGGUAAAGAACUUUGUUUUAAAAUAUAUUUUUGUAUUUUUAUAUUAUGUAUCUUUUUAAGAACGUUUUAAACUUUAAUUUUUAAAUGUUUUUAAUUUUGACGUGUUUUCGGCUAGUUGGAACAUGAUCUAGUAUGAAUGUUUGCACUAUUGUAAAAUUAGCUUACGAUGCAGUUUAAUCCAUGUAGUUAUUAAGUACAUUAUUGAUGUGUUUAAUAUUUUACUUUAGUUAAGUGUAUAUGAUUUAUUAUA
Manduca sexta (tobacco hornworm) is the source of this 1387-nucleotide messenger RNA. Its product is annotated as pseudouridine-metabolizing bifunctional protein C1861.05-like. Gene Ontology annotation, molecular function: pseudouridylate synthase activity; kinase activity. Lineage: Eukaryota; Metazoa; Arthropoda; Insecta; Lepidoptera; Sphingidae. The record is from RefSeq and is a predicted model, not a curated record.